Molecule: messenger RNA, 1605 nt
Organism: Phyllotreta striolata
Lineage: Eukaryota; Metazoa; Arthropoda; Insecta; Coleoptera; Chrysomelidae
Source: the annotation of a GenBank genome assembly
AUGGAGCUCAGCAGGGAGGAAGAGGAUCCCACGAAAAUGGGGAGCGAUUCGCGAAAGAGGCCGAGCACGAUGGAAAAAAUCCACCGGUACUUCAGGGAGUACUGUAACAGUACCAGCAUACACGGUAUGAAAUAUUUAGCAGAGGAUAGAUCGUUGGGUGAAAGAUUAUUGUGGUUAGGAUUAAUAUGUUGCUCUCUCUCCGCCUGCAUCUACCUCAUAUUGCAAAUAUACGGUAAAUUCCAGCGCAGUCCUGUUAUAGUAACUUUCGCCACGUCCGAAUCCCCCAUUUACACUAUCCCAUUUCCCGCUGUAACCGUUUGCCCUCUGACCCAGGCCAGAAAGGAAGUUUUCGAUUUCUCCGAGACCAUUCGCAAAAUGAAACGAAACGAAAGCGUCACCGACAAAGAGUAUCGCUAUGCUAAAUACAUGUCUCUGGCGUGCGAGAAAGACAACAAACUGUUCAAAAACGAAACCACUUUUACGGAGGAUUUUUUCCGAGCGAUCGAUGAGUUAAAAAUACCAUUUGAUGAGGUGAUGAUCUCCUGCAAGAUGAUGAACAUCCCAGCUCCUUGCGAGAAACUGUUCCAUCCGAUUAUAUUGGACCACACUGUUUGCUAUACCUUCAAUAUGCUAGAUAGGGAUGAUAUUUUUCACAAUAACGUCGUGCAUUACGGAAACUACCACAAUUUCGAAGAAGAAAUUUCGGGUUGGUCGAACGACAAAGGAUAUUUCAAGCAGGACAACGUUUUACAAAACUACCCUAUCAGGGCAUUUUUGGCAGGAGCUGAUAACGCUUUGGAAAUAACUUUCUAUCAGAAUUACAGCAACAACGAUCAUUUAUGCAUCGAAGAUACUCAAGGAUACCAUGUUUCAUUGCACGCGCCCUACGCAAUCCCGCUGAUUAAAAAGCAAUAUUUCAACGUGCCCUUCGAGCGGGUAGUGAUGGUUUCCGUCCGCCCCAAGGUGAUAUCCACCUCGGAGAAAGUCCGCCAAUUCGAUCCGGACAUCAGACAGUGCUACUUCUCCACCGAGAAGCCCCUCAAAUACUUCAAAGUCUACUCGCCCAAAAACUGCAAGCUGGAAUGUCUCACCAACUACACGUUGAACACCUGCGGGUGCGUCGGUUAUUACAUGCCCAGAGAAAACGCCACAGCGAUUUGCGGUAAUUCCAAUUACAAGUGCAUGGAAGACGCCGAACUUCAAUUGAAAGUGAAGCAAUUAAUGGAGCAAAUUGUGGGCGGAAAAGAGAAUUUCUUCUGCGAUUGCAAGCCGCUGUGUACCGAUGUAACGUACGAAACUGCAAUUUCGCCUACUUACUGGGAUUUUACUCGCCAAUUCGAGGCUUGGAAUAUUCACGACGAUGUUAUAAUCGAUAAACACGCGCAUUUCGCUAAACUGAUAAUAUACUUCGAGCAGGAUUCGUUCCUGACUUCAGAGAGGAGCGAAUUGUAUGGACCAACAGACUUCCUGGCUAAUUUCGGCGGGUUGUUGGGACUUUUCACCGGUUUUUCUUUGUUAUCAGCAGUGGAGAUUAUCUACUUUUUGAGCGUGAGGAUGUGCUGCAAUUUCAGGCUGCACAGGAUUUGGACGGGAGUGGAAAAUUAA